Molecule: messenger RNA, 3129 nt
Organism: Cyclopterus lumpus (lumpfish)
Lineage: Eukaryota; Metazoa; Chordata; Actinopteri; Perciformes; Cyclopteridae
Gene: cntn1b
Product: contactin 1b
Exons: 23
Coding region: 1-3129 (1042 amino acids)
Biological process (GO): brain development; cell-cell adhesion
Molecular function (GO): cell-cell adhesion mediator activity
Source: RefSeq, a predicted model, not a curated record
AUGGCUUCCGCUGCUUUACUGCUCCUGGCCCUCUCCUCCUCAGUCUCCCUCACAGUGGCGGUGCUAUUUGGCGAGCCUAGAAUAUUUGGAGAUGAUGCUACUGGAUAUGGCCCCAUCUUUGAGGAGGAGCCAGUGGAUGUCGUCUACACAGAAGACUCACCAGAUGGGAGAAUCUCCAUGAACUGCAGGGCACGAGCAAACCCACCGGCUUCAUACAGGUGGCGCCGUGAUAACUGGGAAAUCAAGCUGAUGGAGCAGCCAGAUGAGUACUACAGCCUUGUUGGGGGGAACUUGGUUAUUACAAAUCCCAGACAGAAGAAACACGCUGGGACGUACAUCUGCGUGGCCAGGAACAUCUACGGCACCGUCAUCAGCAAGGAGGCCAGGGUCAAGUUUGGAUUUGUUGAGGAGUUUCCUCAAGAGGAAAGGGACCCUGUGUAUGUCAAAGAAGGGCAGGGGGCUGUUCUGCUGUGCGCCCCUCCAAAAGUCUGGCCACAGGAGGUGACCUACCGCUGGAUCUUCAACGAGUUCCCAGUUUUCCUGUACACAGAUCACCGCCGGUUUGUCUCCCAGAAGACGGGAAACCUGUACAUCUCCAAAGUGGAAGCUCAGGAUGCAGGAAACUACUCCUGCUUUGUCUCGAGCCCCGUCACCGGGAAGAGUGUCUUCUCCAAGUUCAUCCCUCUCAUCCCCUUACCCCCUGAUGAUGGUGAGGAGAUAAAAUACCCAGCAGACAUCAGGGUGAAGUUCCCAGAUACUACUGCCAUGCUGGCUUCUAACAUUACUUUGGAAUGCUUUGCACUGGGAAACCCUAUCCCUCAUAUUGUUUGGAGGAAGGUGGACGCCACAGAUCUCCCGCCAAAUCAUGAGAUCAGUGAAUCAGGAGCUGUGCUUCAUCUGUACAAUGUACAGUACGAAGACGUGGGAGGAUAUGAGUGUGAAGCCAUCAACACCAAAGGAAAGGACUGGCACAAGGCCUGGCUGUAUGUGGAGUCUGCUCCAGAGUGGGCAGAAACCAUCAACAACACUCAGAUCGACAUCGGCUCAGAGCACACCAUGCGCUGUGUGGCAUCAGGGAAGCCCUUCCCUUUCAUCCGCUGGUACAAAGAUGGAUACAUGUACGGGAAGGGGGAGUUGAAGUUUUCCAGUCUCACCUUCGAUGACUCAGGAAUGUACCAGUGUAUUGCUGAGAACUACUGGGGCAUCAAAUACGCCAACGCUGAGCUGCGAGUCAUCGCCUGUGCUCCUACAUUCGAGUUCAACCCUGUGAGGAAGCAGCUUCUCGGGGCUAAAGAUGGCCGCGUGGUGAUCGAGUGUAAACCCCGAGCUGCUCCUAGACCGCGGUACACCUGGACAAAGGGCAAAGAGCUCCUCUACAACAAUUCACGCAUUUCCAUCAUGUUUGAUGGGAGUCUGGAGAUCCUCAAUGCCACCAACAACGACGAGGGUAUGUACUCCUGCUUCGCUGAGAAUGACAGAGGAAAGUCCAACAGCUCUGGCUAUCUUACCAUCACAGAGGCUACCAGCAUCACAGAACCACCGGAAGACACUGAGGUAAAGGUUGGCGAUGAAGUGAUCCUGAGGUGCGCCGCCUCAUACGACCCCAUGCUGGACAUCACAUUCAUCUGGGCCAUAGACUUCAGGGUCAUCGACUUUGACUCUGAGUGGGAACACUACGAACGUGUUAUGAGUGAAGAUGGAAGCGGUGAUCUGAGAAUAAAGAAUGUCCAGAUUUGGCACGAAGGUCGCUACACCUGCGUCACUCAGACAGUGGUGGACAGCGACACUGCAUACGCUGACCUCAAGAUUGUAGGUGUGCCUGGGCCUCCUGGUGUGAUCCGGGUGGAAGAGAUUGGGGAUACGUGGGUGAAGCUGUUGUGGACUAAAGGAGCGGAUCACAACAGCCCCAUUAUCUCCUACACUAUUCAGACAAGACACAACUGGGCCCUGAAUGAAGAUGACUGGAAGGACGCCAGCACCACUCCAACCUUUCUUGACGGCCACGUGGAGAAGGUAGAAGUGACAGACCUGUACCCCUGGAUGGAGUAUCAGUUCAGGAUCAUCGCCACUAACGAGUAUGGCUCCGGAGAGGCCAGCAUCCCCUCCCUCAAGAUCAAAACCUGGGAUGCUGCUCCAGUGAUUUCUCCCACUGAUGUGGCAGGUUAUGGAGGUAGGAAUGGCGAGAUCGUCAUCACAUGGACUCCCGUGGAGCCUUGGUAUUUCUCUGGAAAAAAGUUUGGCUACAUUGUGGCAUUCAAGCCUCAUGAUGCUUACGACUGGUGGUUCGAGACCAUUUCAGACCCCGAGACGAAGCGUUAUGUUCACAAGGAGUCCAACUUCAUUCCCACUGAGGAAGAUUUCCAGGUCAGAGAGUUUCAGGUGAAGAUCAAGUCGUUUAAUGUGAAAGGAAGCGGCCCAUUCAGCCUCACCAGUGUCAUCUACUACCCGAGAGAUGUGCCUAUAGAGUCUCCAACAGACGUCUACGCCAGGCCGGUGUCCUCCACUGAAGCCCUGGUCUGGUGGUUGCCUGUGGUGGACACUGGUACAGGCCUGCAGCAAUACAUUGAGGGAUACCAGGUGAAAUACUGGAGAAAGUACGAUGAUCCGGAGCAGGGAGCACAUCGUAUAUUUGUUUCAACCACAACCAACCAGACUAGGUUGGAGAACAUGCUGCCAGACUCUCACUACCUCAUUGAGGUCCGUGCCUUCAAUGGAGCCGGCCUCGGACCCCCUGGUGAACACUGUGAGAUGUUCACAAAGAGACCACCCCCACCAGAUCCUCCCCGGAUGUGGCGCUAUGUUACCUGGACAGGACAGUGGAUGUAUGUGUGGUGGGAUCAUAUCCAGUAUGACUGGUUCGGUAAUAUUUCCUUCCCACUGUACUACAAGGUCUUGUUCAGAAAGACAGGCUACAUCUAUGGGGAAGUCUACAUCACUGGCUGGCACUUCAUGGACUUCCCCAUGCCUCAGUUUGGAGACUAUGAGCUGAUGGUACGCGGUCGUUAUGAAGGAGGGGAUGGCCCAGUCAGGAAGAUUAGGAUUCAGGGUAAAGCAUCAAUGAUCACGCCGACUCUAAGCCUGGCGUCUUUGCUGCUGCUGGCGCUGUGCCUUGUGGGAUUGGAAAUGUAA